Messenger RNA from Schistocerca nitens (vagrant locust), 1038 nucleotides. RefSeq names its product cyclin-dependent kinase 4-like. Gene Ontology annotation, molecular function: ATP binding; cyclin binding; cyclin-dependent protein serine/threonine kinase activity. Lineage: Eukaryota; Metazoa; Arthropoda; Insecta; Orthoptera; Acrididae. The coding region runs from base 1 to 1038 and encodes 345 amino acids. Gene Ontology annotation, biological process: regulation of gene expression; G1/S transition of mitotic cell cycle; regulation of G2/M transition of mitotic cell cycle. The record is from RefSeq and is a predicted model, not a curated record. The transcript has a single exon. Gene Ontology annotation, cellular component: cytoplasm; cyclin-dependent protein kinase holoenzyme complex; nucleus.
AUGGAUGCAGGAAUUCAGAGUCAUCCCAAUUCUGAGAUGUUGGCCCAAAUAGGUAAUGGUGCAUACGGCACUGUUUACCGUGCACGUUCAGCGAGUGGGCAAAUUGUGGCUGUAAAGAAAGUCCGUGUGAACCUUUCUGCUGAUGGUAUACUUUUGUCUACACUUCGGAAAGUUCUUCUUUUGAAGGAAUUGACUCAGUGUGAACAUCUGAAUAUAGUGAAACUACUGGAUGUCUGCACGGGUAACAGAACAGAAACCGAUCUGUAUCUGUUUUUAGUGUUAGAACAUUUGGAGCAGGAUUUGUCUAAUUACAUUGAAAAGUGUCCCCAGUCUGGCAUGGGAGCAAGCUUGGUGAGAGACAUUAUGUUCCAGACUCUGAUGAGUGGUGUUGAUUUUCUCCAUAGUAAGCGUGUAAUUCAUCGAGAUCUGAAACCUCAGAACAUCCUGAUUUCUUCUUCAGGAACAGUGAAGUUAGCAGACUUUGGGCUGGCUAAGACUUACGACUUUGAAAUGCUACUUACUUCUGUUGUUGUAACCAUAUGGUAUCGUGCUCCAGAGGUUCUUCUCAACUCAACAUAUGCUACACCAGUUGAUACAUGGUCCUGUGGUUGUAUUAUGGGUGAAUUGUUUCUCCUGCGUCCUAUAUUUUAUGGAACAUCAGAAGUUGAUCAACUGGACAAGAUAUUCAGCAUCUUAGGAAUACCGCCUGAAACAAGUUGGCCAGAGCAGACAACAUUACCUUGGUCUCUUUUCAAAAACUACACAGCUGCUGACCUGGAAGGGAUGAUGCCUGAUUGCUCCCCAGAUGGUCUGAAUCUUUUGCAGAAUUUGUUGAUGUUUGAUCCUUGUCAGAGAAUCAGUGCUGCAAAAGCCUUAGCUCAUCCUUAUUUCAAGGAGCAUGGAUACAUUGCAUGCUAUCUUAACUGUAUAUUUACUAGGAUUCUCAGAAGAAAGAGGAAUGUGCACAAGUACUUUGAGUUGACAAAAGAUUGCAAUAAAAUAAACAGUGUUGCUCACUCUAUCACACUGCAUUACUGA